Molecule: messenger RNA, 1099 nt
Organism: Drosophila persimilis
Lineage: Eukaryota; Metazoa; Arthropoda; Insecta; Diptera; Drosophilidae
Product: zinc finger protein 521
Exons: 2
Coding region: 45-1085 (346 amino acids)
Biological process (GO): epidermal cell differentiation; regulation of transcription by RNA polymerase II
Cellular component (GO): nucleus
Molecular function (GO): zinc ion binding; DNA-binding transcription factor activity, RNA polymerase II-specific; RNA polymerase II cis-regulatory region sequence-specific DNA binding
Source: RefSeq, a predicted model, not a curated record
UCCGCGGGGUUUAAUGAUAUUUGAUAUCUGUUGCACAAUUAAUAAUGGACCUGCGUAAGUUGUGCAGAAUUUGCUUUGACGGCAGCGCAGACGUUGACAUCACGGAGCACCGAACCAGCGACUGGCCGGAACACACAGUCCUCGAGAUGAUGGACGCCACAUUCCAAGAGAAUAUGAAUCUGACAGAUGAGCUGGCAAUGAUAUGCAAGCCAUGCCUGGACAGUUUCAUGCAGAUCUAUGCAUUCUCCACGAAGCUGAAAGUCGCCAAUCAACAACUGCUCGAACUAUUCGCCCAGGCCCAGGAAGGAGAGAUGUAUGUGGUACACGAAGGGGAUACAAUCGAGGAAGAAUGCUCCUUCCUGGAGCCAGAGCCAGAUACAGAGACGGAGACAAUAGUGCAAGCAGAUGCACUGGACUUCGCGCCCAUAGACGAGGGUGCAGACUUAAUAGACGAGUGUCCGGAGAUAAUAGACGAGAGUUCAGAGAAAAUAGACGGGAAUCCAAAGAUAAUGGACGAGUAUCCAGAUCUAAUAGACGAAUGUUCAGAGAUAAUGGAAGAGUUUCAGUCUAUCCCAUCACAGAAGCUGGCGAAUCAAGAUUCGUUGAUUGUCUCGGAGUUCCUACCAGUCACCACUAGUAAGCCCCUGGCCGAAGGAACCUCCGACGGUGGUCUGCAGCUGCAGCAGUGGACAGUGGAUUAUGCGGCCGUCGAACUGAAGCACAACGACCUGGAUGAUUACAACGAGACGAAUCGCCGCCUCCACGUGGAGCCGAGCGGCAGUCAGGCCAUCUACAAGUGCAAGUACUGCACGCAUGCCUUCGCCUCUUCCCAGUACCUGAAGACCCAUGUCCGCAAAUCGCACGUCUGCAAGUACUGCACCAGCGCCUUCGCCAAGUUCAAGGAUCUCAACGACCAUAUUCGCAACAAGCACCCGAACCACCCGUGUGUGGUCUGCCCAAAAAUCUUCACCACCAGCAGAGGCCUCCGAGCCCACCUAAAGCGUGUGCAUGGCGUCCAGCUGCCCGCUCAAGUGUCACUCUUGGACUACACACCAGCGAGCAGGAAGAAGUAUUAUCCAGAAUAAAAUUAGUUUAUUUG